This is a messenger RNA of Lachancea sp. 'fantastica', 639 nucleotides long. The record is from the annotation of a GenBank genome assembly. Lineage: Eukaryota; Fungi; Ascomycota; Saccharomycetes; Saccharomycetales; Saccharomycetaceae.
AUGCGUGCUUUCAACCCAAGACUGUUCUUUUCCAACUCAAUCUACAAAUCUUACUCAACUUCAGCGAAUAUUGAUGUUUCAUUCUCUACGGCAAGCCUGAAAAUCGGAUGGGCAUCGCAGGUGCGAAAUCACCCAAACUCCGAUAAAAUGUACAUUUCCAAGAUCCAAUUGUCUCCGGACAUCGAUGUCGAUGGUGGAGAACCUGUUUUCAAGCAGGUUUGUAGCGGUCUGAGACCAUACAUAACCGCUGACGAGCUGCAAGGCCAAUUACUACUAGUUAUUGACAACAUGAAAAAAUGCAAGUUGCGAGGUGAAAUUAGCGAGGCUAUGGUACUGUGUGGUGACGGUGAUGUGGAUAAUGGCAAGGUAGUGCGGACAUGCGUGCCGUCGGUUUUUGAUCGUCGAUUGAUCGGAAAGCAGGUAUUUUUGAAGGAUACCGUGCAAACUGAGCCUCCAACGCGGAAAAUCAAGCCCAACGAAUGGCUAGAGCUCAGCAACAGACUCAGUGUUGGAACAACCGGCGAAGUGGUCUACAAGGACCCUAAAACGGGCCAAACAACUCCCUUAUGCGUUAGCAACGGCGAAAAAACAGUCUCGAUCAUGGUUCAUUCUGUGCCUGCCGGAACGCCUAUUCGCUAG